ACAGAGUGGAAGACCAACAACCUUACGUCCUACUUCAAGUAUACGGACGACAAGGUUGAUCUUCCUAACGGUGCUCCAAUGGCAGCAAUUUCUUGCGCGGAUUAUAGCUGUGGCGACACCUGCCUUUUCUAUCUUGGUACUGACGGAUAUUUACACGACGUAAGGGAUGAUAGUUGGAAAGGCGGCGCAGUGUGGUAUUCUGAGCAUGGCGGGACGGCGAAGGCACUCCUCAGAGCCGACCAGGGCUCACAGCUUGCAGCAACAUUGACAAAGCGAUUUUCCACCGAAAAUGAUCAAUCGGUGCCUAACGGUACUCUACUAGUCAAUCGACUUGUUGCUUACAAAGACCAAGACAAGAACCUUUAUGUCGCCAAUGACAGUGCUUCUUACGUCCCAAGCGAGCUGGAUCAGAUACCGAAUUUGACAACCAAUUUAAGCCUGGCAAUGAUCACACAAUUCGGAGGUGUUGUACUUGAUGGCAUUGGCUUGGUUGCUCAAGCCGUAGGCUCGAACACUGCAACGACUUCAGAGUUCAGCAUGGUUGAAGACAGAUGGGAUGGUCAGGGAUGGAACAGCCAAAAUGAAGCUAUUCUAGCCAAUGUUCUCAAGCCCCAAGGCUCAUCAUCUAUGGCGACGCCUCAAUUUGCUGUUACGAUGCGAAAUAAUUGGCUGGACAGCAUCUACUUGGCCCUCAACCCCGAUGGAACGAUAACUGGCCGAGUAAUAGGCCAGAGAAAUGAGACGAUGAACCAAAUCACGCUCGAAAAGUCUGGGGGUGAAGUGGCAAAGUUUUCGGCUAUUGCGACAACAAUGGACGGACACCUCUAUGGCAUUGUCGACAAUACCAUACAGGAGUACUCCUUCGAUACGUCCGAUGCGUCUAUUCUACAUUUUGAUGGAACUGUAUAUGAUUGUUCGACGGAAAAUUCAUCCUAGUCAUUCACAAAUAGGCACUUAGUAAUGUAUGUCCCAGCUUCGGGUGGGAGGUCAGCGCUAUUGAGCAGGUAGGGGGCGGAUAUCUUUGGUUAGAGAUGAGAAGUGAUUUUCAAGCCGACCAGGCACAUUCAAGAGGUAGUUCGUACUCCUCGAACUAAGAGUUACACUGGGGUCAGGUUCUGGGUCAAUAAUUUAAUGCAUGAGCUUCCGUCUAGUAUAGAAAAAGGGGUUUGCUGGAAGAUUUGUUGUGUCUUGGACCACCGGCCGUUGCGUUGCAAUUCAUUGAUAUUAUACCA
Molecule: messenger RNA, 1232 nt
Organism: Colletotrichum phormii
Lineage: Eukaryota; Fungi; Ascomycota; Sordariomycetes; Glomerellales; Glomerellaceae
Exons: 2
Coding region: 79-936 (285 amino acids)
Source: RefSeq, a predicted model, not a curated record